UGAGGGCGUCAGAGGGCGGGGACGAGCGUGUGCGGUCAGCGAAGAGCGCAGGGCGGAUCAGCGCGAGGCCGAGACACCGACACACGCGCGAAAAACUCUCGGAAAUCAACGGAAACGUAAGCGUCAUGGCGGAUCUGAGCUUGACCGAUGCUCUGACCGACGGCGUUCCUCAGCCUGACGUGGAGAACAUGGUGGAGAGGGAUUUUGUGGCCACGCUGGAGGCCGAGACCUUCGACGAUCAGGUCGGAGAGACGGUGGACAAGGCCAGCUACGUCCCACUGCUGGACAAUGACGGGAAGGAUCCGGGUACUGUAGUCGAGAAUGGACAGCAGGAAGUCCAAGGGGCUCAAAACCCUGGCUCCGUGAAGCCGCUGACGCCACAGAAAGAGACGCUCGGGACAGACUUACUCUCAGACUCGGCGUCUGGUUUUCCUCCGCAGAUGAUGGACAGCAGCCCGAUGACCGCCUUCACAGGUUUGUCUGAAGCCGGCGUCAUGUCGGCGGUGAUCACAGGUGCCGCUCCUUUCCAGACAGAAAGAGCGUCUGGUUUGGCCGGAGCGCAGGAGCCGCCAGCUGCUCAGGCCACCGAAGCCCCCAAAACACCCGCCGGACCCCUGUCAGCCACGGCCCCCAAGAGCCCACGGGACGCAUCUGCAGAACAAAGAACGCAUGCAUGCUUGAAACAGCUUGAAGGUGUCUUUGGUGACCGCUGGUCCGAUGAGGCCGGCGUUCCAACUGACCUGCCCUUCACGCCCAGCGUUUCCACUGUUAUCAGUCGACACGCCGGUCCUCUCGUAGAGAGCAGCCCACAUGAAACAGCUGACCCUCAGUGGUCGCCGAGAGAUAGCGGGCCGGGAGAGGCGGAGGAAAGAGAAGGUGAAGGAUCCGACCGCAAGAAGGAAAAGAAGAAGAAAAAGCGGAGACCCAGGGACGAGGUGUACGACUUCCCCACGGAAAUGCAGAGCGAAAGUGCUUUAUCCGACAGCCCCCUUCAGCCGUCUCCCCGCAAGGAACGAGACAGAGACGGAGGCUGGGAAGACGGAGGCCGCUUUGGUGGAAGAGUCAAGAAGCCGAAAAGCCGUAAGAAGAUUCCUGAGGAAUGGGCGGUCCAUGCAGAGCCCUUCGUCCCUGCGUCGGCUUGCAUGCCUCAAAUGGAUUUCUCCAAAUCGUCAGUUGAAGCAGACAGUGGACUGGUGUCUCUUUCUGAGGACUUCACCGAUGAGAGUCUCAUUCCUAUGUCUCUUACCCAAGAUCUUCUAUCCCUCACAGCCACUUCCCCAACGUCUUCAAGUAGUCUUGAACAUGCAAAGUCUCCCGGCCGAGCCCCUGAUUUAUCCCCCUUUUCCAAGUCAUCCGGAUUCCAAGAUAUCCUCAUGGAAAAAGAAGAUCUUCUUGCUUCCGACACUCAGCCUUUCGUCUCUCCUGGUGCGACCUUCGAGGAAGCAAUCUUUGGACAAGAUCACACCUUUGCCGCCCAAGAAUCACCAUUAAACAGCGGACCCCAGGCGUCCACCCCUGGAAGCACUUGUUUUGUGCCCCCAAUGGAAGCACUGAUCUCGGCGCCGCCGUUUUCUCCAUCUGGACCUGCGUGGUCUCUUAAUAACCACAGUCAACCCUUUGAUCUCGAAGGUGUUGGCUUCGAGACCCCGGCUGCUGCACCUCUGCCUUCGCCAAAGAGCAAAUCCCCAAAGGAGUCCAAACCCAAACAAGGCAAGAAGCCCGGCUCUUCCUCAUCGAAGAGUCCGAGCUCCCCUGAAGCGAAGUUGGCGUCUCCCCAGAACUCGGGUCUGAAUCCCGCCGCUCCGCCGUUCUUCCCCAGUUUUGCAGAACCCCGGGAGCUCAAAGCAGGAGCGCUCUUCACUUUGGAAGAAAACUCUGAGAAGAACAAGCCGGAGGUGAACAAAAUGGACGCCGUCCAGAAGUUCGAUGACUUUAAUGUCUUCAGCAAGACGGACAAAGAUCAAAAGAUGGAAACGAUGGAGGAGAAAGACAAAACUGUCCACACAGACAAACAGACAACCAAAGGAGAAAACACAGAAGCUCUGGAGAAGAUCAAAGACGUGGAUGUGGCUAAAUCAGAGAAGACGUACAAGGAUGAAGUGGUUCACAAAGUAGAAAUGCCAGUGAAAGUUGAGAAGAUUGAACCGCUGGAGAAAUCCACUAAAGAUGAGCCUGAAGGAGCCGAUAAGGUUGAGAAGACCGUCGACAGAAAUGUGAUGAUAGAAAAGAUCGAUUCCUCUCCAAAGGUGGAGAAAGAGAAGAUGGAGCCGGUGGAAAAGGUUGAGCCGAAGACGGAAGAAGCGAAAGUCGUGGAGAGCAAGAAGGAAGAGAAAGUCGAGGAGAAGAAAUCGGAUCAGAAAGAUAGAGAAGAACAGGUAAAGGAAGUGGAAAAGGAGGAAGCGGAACAGAAGACCGAGCAAGGCAAGACAGAGAAGGACAAAGUAGAACAGAAAACAGAAAAGACUGAGCCAGCUGUCAAGAAACCUGCCAAAGCUGAGAAGGACGAGAAAGCCAAAAAACCAGCUGCUAAAGCCUCGGCGGCCAAGCCUGCGGUGACCAACGGCGCACCUGGAAAAGACUUGACUAGUCCUGACAAGAAGACCAAGCCUGUCUCCGGCGCAACCAAACCUAGCUCAGCCAAGCCCCGGCCGAGCUCCGCCUCCAGCGCUGCGGCCCCGCCCAAGCGCUCCGCCCCUACCUCAGCCGCCAGCGCACCCGCCCCUCUCAGCAAAAAAGCCCCUGUGCCCAAAGCUCCCGCCCCGGCCGCUGGCACCAAACGGCCGGCGACGGCACCCACCCGACCCUCCACCGCCUCCAGCUCAGUCACCAGAGAGGUCAAGCCCAAGACGGUCGCAGAGAAACGCCCGCCUGUGCCAAAGGCUGCCGUGGCUCCGACUCGACCCGCCGCGCCCGCGCCACGCUCCACCGCCGCCCCACGGCCCUCCGCCAGCGCUUCGGCAGCACGCGGCCCGGUCACAAAGACGGAGAGCAAACCAGGAGACGAGAAGAAACCAAGCACACGAAAACUACAGAUGCUGCCCGCCCCAAGCCGGCUCCUCUGAAAGCCCCCGCCGCCUCCGCUCGCCCCCGCUCCACAAAAACACCGGUCUCCAGCAGCACCACGGCGUCCGCUCCGGCCGAGAAGAAGCCGGCGGUCCCCCGGGCGCCUCGCCCCAGCUCCACCUCCGCCUCCGCGGCCCCGACUCGCAGCACAGCGAAGCCCGGCUCCGACAGCGGCGCCAGACAUCAAGAACAUCCGCUCCAAGAUCGGCUCCAC
This is a messenger RNA of Puntigrus tetrazona (Sumatra barb), 3277 nucleotides long. RefSeq names its product proteoglycan 4. The record is from RefSeq and is a predicted model, not a curated record. The transcript is spliced from 13 exons. The coding region runs from base 126 to 3062 and encodes 978 amino acids. NCBI's taxonomy places the organism in Eukaryota, Metazoa, Chordata, Actinopteri, Cypriniformes, Cyprinidae.